GCUUCCUUCACCUACUCCUACUACUACAAAGCUAAUUACUUACUACUACCUGUCGUCUAUGCUAUCUAUCUUUACGUCUUUCUCCUACUGUCGACGGCCAUCUCUUUUUUGUUAGAAUAUUUUUGGCCUUAAUUUUUAUUUGUGCAGGCAGCUACACCAAAGAUGAGGAUGAUGAUAGACCUCGGGAGCCAGAGAGGGCCUCUCCAUAUAAAUAUAAUGGACACGGCAACCUCUGUGGAGUGUGGCAGGGAAGUUAGGUUCCGCCGAUCUUUCCGGUCUCUGGUGGAAUGCAUGGUCCCUUGUUGCGGCUUCCAACCUUCAGACUCAGUCUCCAGCGACACGGAAUCAACCCAUGGCUCAAGUUCAACGGUGACAGGAACCUUCUUUGGAUACAGGAAGGGCCGUGUGAGCUUCUGCCUCCAGGAUGACACGCGAAGCUCUCCUCUUCUGCUACUGGAGUUCGCUGUCCCCACCGCAUACCUUGCCAGAGAGAUGCAGUACGGUCUGCUGAGGAUAGCGCUGGAAUGCGACAAGCACAAAGAAAAUAGAUGCAGCAGCCCUUGCUCGCUCUAUAACGUGCCCGUUUGGUCCAUGUACUGCAAUGGAAGGAAGGUGGGAUUUGCCAUAAGGAGGCAGAUGAGCGUCAAUGAUGCGGCGGUGCUUAAGCUCAUGCAGUCUGUGUCGGUGGGUGCUGGAGUUUUGCCGGUUUCGCCGAAGUCGUCCGAGGAGGACGGGGACCUCAUGUAUCUGCGAGCUAGUUUCGAAAGGGUCAUUGGCUCAGCCGACUCCGAGUCAUUUCACAUGCUUAACCCAGUGGGUAGCACUGGUCAGGAGCUCAGCAUAUUUCUAUUGAGAUCAUGACACCUCUACGAAUUAUAUAUAUAUAUAUCAUUUCCACUCAAAAGUUUUAAACCCAACCCACCGGGCUGUGCUGAAUUAUAGGAUGAUUUAUUCUUACUUCUUGUCACUUGUAGUCAUUAAGUAGUAUAUAUAUAUAUAUAUAUAGUUCCAAGUUUCAUGUA
Molecule: messenger RNA, 1022 nt
Organism: Theobroma umbraticum
Lineage: Eukaryota; Viridiplantae; Streptophyta; Magnoliopsida; Malvales; Malvaceae
Source: RefSeq, a predicted model, not a curated record